CAGAGCCACAGAUCAGUCCGCGGCGUGCGCAGAAGCGAUGCGCAAGUGAAUUACUCCCUGGCAACAUAGCGGCUGCAUAUAAACCUUUUAACAAAAAAAAAUGAAGACUCAAGAGAAGAUCAACAUCAGCCACAUAAGCGGAGCAGUGGUAGCAGUCAACGACCAAAGCGUGGAAGAGGGCUACAAAGGAUUUGCAUCACGGCAGCAGAGCUUGGAGAGCAAAAGCCACUUGGAUAACGUCAGCACCGACGGGCAUCCCCACCAUGUUACGCACCCCACUUCGUACUUGGACACGUUGCUGCAUCUGUUCCGUGGCAACAUCGGCUCCGGCUUGCUGGCCAUGGGAGACGCUUUCAAGAAUGGCGGCAUCGUUUUCUCUCCCAUCAUGACCGCUGUCCUUGGCAUCAUCUGCGUACAUUCGCAACAUUUAUUGCUGAACUGUUCAGAGGAGAUGUACAGGAAAACAAAGAGAGCUAAGCCCCCGGGGUUCGCGGAUACUGUGUCACUGGUGUUCCAGUACGGACCGGCGCGGCUGAAGCCUCUGGCGCCCGCCAUGAAAUUGCUGGUCAACACCUUCCUCUGCAUCACACAGCUGGGUUUCUGCUGCGUUUACAUCGUCUUCAUUGCCAACAACGUUAAAAUGAUAUGUGACCAGUACGAUAUCCAUAUAGGCCUGUCCGUUCACAUGAUUUUCGUGUUUGUGCCAGUUCUGUUGAUAUGUAUGAUACGGAAUUUGAAGUAUCUGACUCCAUUCUCCACUCUUGCCAAUGUACUGAUGGCGAUAGGCGUGGGCGCUGUACUAUAUGAGGCCACCCAGGACUUGCCUUCGGUGGAGUCGAGAGUGUACUUGGCGUCUUGGUACCAACUACCUUUGUAUUUUGGAACUGCAGUUUACGCUUUCGAGGGAAUUGGUUUGGUGUUGCCUCUGAAGAAUGAAAUGCGCAAUCCGGAGCAGUUCCAGAAGCCGCUAGGAGUAUUGAAUGUAGGCAUGGUGGUGGUCGCCAGCAUAUUCAUCACGGUCGGAUUCCUCGGAUACCUCAAGUGGGGUGAAGAUGUCGCUGGAAGUCUUACUCUUAACUUGAAGCCUGGAUAUGUCAUAAGCAUGACAGUACAGAUACUCAUAACCCUGGCGAUGCUGCUCACGUACCCGCUGCAGUUCUACGUACCUGUCGCGAUCACGUGGCCUGCCUUACGCAAGAAGUACGGACAAAAGUCACCUGUUAUGAAGGAGUAUGUUUACAGAUCCAUUUUGGUGCUCGUUACUUUCAUGCUUGCCGAGUCGAUACCGCAGCUGGGCUUGUUCAUCUCGCUUGUGGGCGCAGUGAGCAGCACUGCUCUCGCGCUCAUGUUCCCGCCCAUCAUCCAGCUCGUGUAUACGUACCAGAACGACAAUGGCAUCCCGCCGCUCAUGGGCCUUAAGAACGCCUGCAUCAUACUGCUGGGAGUGUUCAUUUUCAUAACUGGCACAUAUGAAAGCAUCGCUUCCAUUGUCCGCGCAUUUUAAGCUAUUCGAUUUAGAAGAAAAUUAAGUAAGCAAAAGGAAGAAUAAGAUAUAAAUAAAGGCACAGUGGAAUACCUACUGAUAAGUUUAAUCAGAACAAACAGAGAUUUUCAAUAACAUGUUUCAUCACCGAGAGAGAGAUGGCGCAGACAUUUUAUGAAAAUAAUCAAUAGAUGACAUUGACACUUACACUCUGAUUGUAGAUAGAUAUGUGAUAAUCAUAUAUAUAUUAUUAUUGCCAGCCCAAUUAUCACUUUACAAUAGUAGUUCCGUCUUGCGAUUGGGUGCGUUGUGUUUGAUUUUAGUCUCGAAGCCUAUUCAUAGAGGACCUACCUUCGGAGGUGGGUUUUGGAGCUCCACUGAGUUGUUUCAAUUUGAGUCGAUGAGCAAAUCAGGAUCAUAUUGUUCGAUUUUAUAUAACGAUCAUAAUCAGAUGGUAAUGAAAACGACCAGGAUCAAAGUGCUCUCCGAGUCCCGGGACACAUCAUUCAUUUCCCAACUCCAGGUUUUAUUUUCCCUUUAGGAGAAAAAAAACCUCAAUCUCCUUCUUCGUCCCAGCAUUACGUUCUUACACCUGCAUCUCACUUUAACCUGUGUUACCGUUCAAAAUAAGAACAGUGAGACAUGGGUUGAUAUUCCCAUUUUCCUAUUUCCACCGUGUAAAUUAAAUUGAUGAGCUGAAUCGUAUAAACUUUUUUUUUUAAUCAUUUUGUCAAAAUGUACGUAACCAACUAAAAUAAAACACAAGCCUCUAUACGAACUUAGCUUCCAUAAUGAUUAGCAUAAGUUAUGUACAUGUAAAAAAAGUAAUUUAAGUAAGUAGAUACAUAUAGUGUUAUUUAUAUUUACAUUUUUGUACUGUGAUACGGCUGUGUCUGGAUUAUACCUAUAGAUAGUUAAUAAAAUUUACAUAUUUCUAGAACUGCAAUGAAUAAAUCGGGCUUAUGCCAAAUACCGAAUACUCAGCAAAAUUGUCUUGAUUUCCGAAUAUUAUGUAUUAAGUAUUCGGCCGGUGUAUAAGGCCAAAACUAGUUAUGCUUUUUUGUAAUGAAAAAAAAAAAACAUUUUUAUCUUAAAUUUGUUAUGUUCAAAUUAUUCAAUAUUUAUCAUUUUUAAGCAACUUUUUAAAUAUAUAUUCAUACAAUUCAAAAGAUAGGUGUGGUCAUAAACCAAUUGCCUAUAGCUGUCAUUGCUGUCAAACGACCACUAUUUCCUUAACCUUUGCAAUGUUAUAUCACUUGGACUAUAAGACAAUUAUAAUAUUUCUAAAGUAGUGAUAGUUCAGAAGUUAUGAGAAACCGGACAAACAUACAUACCGGUCAGUCAUAUGCCCUCCAUAGUCAAGUAAAAAUAAAUUUAUAAUUAUUUUCUUUUGUUUGACCAAUUACCUAUCUCAUUUUAACAUAAUAUGAAUGAAUUAUUUAAUAUUCGGCUAAAUAUAAUAAAAGUAGCUGAUUAGGCCAAAUACCGAAUAGUAACGGAAUAUUCGUUGCAAGUCUAAUAUAGAUAAUAAUUAUAAUAUAUAAUGAUUAUAAAAGUAUUUGUUAUGGUGUAACAUUAAACACUAAUACGAAUUUUAAUUAUUAUCGAACGUUAACUAUUCAUUUUGGUAUAAACAUAAAACAUGGAGACUACAUGUACAAAUGCAAUUUAAAGUAUUGUAGUAGGUAUUAUUAUUUAUGUAGUUAAAAUGGUAGGUAUUAUUAUAUAUCGAUAAACUAUGUGCAAUUCAAUAAUUGUUACUGUAAUGCGUUAUAAGUAUUAAUUUGGACAAAGACUUUUUAUCGGAUCAUGAAUAAAGAACGAUGUAAUUUUA
This is a messenger RNA of Bicyclus anynana (squinting bush brown), 3317 nucleotides long. RefSeq names its product proton-coupled amino acid transporter-like protein CG1139. The transcript is spliced from 9 exons. Lineage: Eukaryota; Metazoa; Arthropoda; Insecta; Lepidoptera; Nymphalidae. Bases 101 to 1504 code for a protein of 467 amino acids. Gene Ontology annotation, biological process: amino acid transmembrane transport. Gene Ontology annotation, cellular component: vacuolar membrane. Gene Ontology annotation, molecular function: amino acid transmembrane transporter activity. The record is from RefSeq and is a predicted model, not a curated record.